AUGGCCAGUACCUUACGCAUGCGCACCACCAUGAGCCCCAAUAAGGGCGAAACAGCUGUGCAUGGCUGCCACUGCCGGGGUGAUAUGGUUGUGCUCAUGCGUAAGGUACUGGCCAUAACGCGGAGUUGGUACGUGUGCUUCAGUGCAGUUAAUUGGUAUUGUUUCUAAAUCUUUAAGUCAAUUUAAGCGAUUAACUAAUCUGAAUUUCUGAUUUUUUAAGUUCUGUGUACACGGCAUUCGUGAAAAACAGGUCUUAGUUAGGUUAGUUAUAUAUAGUUUUGCAUAUUCUUUAGGGUAGUUAGGUUUAUUUAAGACCCUUUAUACUCCUGAUGAAUUUUACCGAUGAAUUAUUCUUUUCUAUUCCUGUCAGCUGAAAUCCGGAGUACACCCCCCUCCACCCCACUGGCACGGAUGCAAAACCGGAAGUCACUGGACAGUGUACAGGGGCACCCAACGGGAAAUUUUAAAACAACAACAAAGCAUCAAUAAAACUUUCUGAAGCCAUUUUAAGCAUUUUGAGAGAUUGCUACUAAAAAUUAAUCUGUUCCUCACUCCAAGGAAGACUGAUGGAAAAGUUCCUAGCCAGCAAGGUGCACCUACAACCUACAACCUGGCAUACUGGAAGUUUCCCAGCAGAUGUAUGUCCAGACAUUACUGGCCAGUUUUGGUGUGGUCAUAAGGCAAAGUUCACCCCUCAGCAGUAGGGAUGGGGGGGGGGGGUGGCUCUGGGGUUUCUGAUCCAUAACACAUAGUAACUAUUCUAAACAUCAAAUCCCCUCAGACACAUUUUUUUCUUAGCAACACUUUUCUUCCACGGACAUAUUUAUUCUUCCACAUCUCCCAGCCAGCAAAAACUGGCCUGGAGAACAGGUAUUUUGAGGAACAGAUCCUUUGGGUGCCCCUGAGUGUAGCCUAGCAGCACUAUACGAUGCGUCCUUAGGGGUGCAAAGUUUCUUGAUUGAAGUUUUGAGACUAACGUUCCAAGUCCUUUAACAAACUUGUUUAGUAAAUCACGCCGUAGUUGGUGACAUUGAACGAAGAGUAUUCAUAGAUUAUCAUAAUUUGAACUCAGUUGAACUGUUGCAAAUAAACAAUUUAAACAACUCUUGAUCGGCUGAAAGUGAAAACUGGCUUUGUCGGUGGAUUACUUUACGUCAAAUUCUUACCUAACUUCCACUUGCUGAUUUGUAGAUGAGUGUAAAACGGGACUACAUAACUGCCACGAUGAUGCAUACUGCACCAACACCAAGGGUUCCUUCACUUGUACUUGUAAGCAAGGAUAUUCUGGGGAUGGUGUUAACUGUACAGGUAGCAAACCAUACGGAGCUUAA
Porites evermanni is the source of this 1331-nucleotide messenger RNA. Lineage: Eukaryota; Metazoa; Cnidaria; Anthozoa; Scleractinia; Poritidae. The record is from the annotation of a GenBank genome assembly.